AUGGACAAGUCAUGGAAGCGAUCGACAUGGCGAGCAAGUUGGGCCUAUUCUCAUAGAACAUCCGCCAUUAGCUCAGAGCCCUCUGUAAACGUAUGCAUCACAACCUCUCAGCCAAGCACGCCUGUUGCAAGUCCCAGGCCAAAGCGAUAUACUUGGGACAGGAGCAUCCGUACGAGCCAGUUGUACAUUGGGGACAACAUUAUAGCCAGUCUUCUGUCUCUUGACGGCGACACAAAACCCCCCAGUGAUUGGCAACGCUCGCUAACGAAUGCAACCUCGCCGCCAGUAGUGACCAGCUCUCAGAAGCCCCCAGAAUCACCACUCGUAGACGAUUCGACACCCACCGUGCAUGUUGCGCCUGCGGGUCGAAACUCGCUCGAGAGGGAGAUUGACGUGAAUCCCAAAGACCAAGAAGCACUAGCAAUGGCAAUAAACCUCUUGUCACUCAACCAUGAACCACCAACGUCGGCUAAGAGAAAUCAGUUCCCCACCUGGCGAACGUCGACGAUCAAGAACUUUCAAUUCCCCGAACCGGCAACGCGUGCACUCUACGCACUCGUAACAAAUUCAUUUACUCCUGGGCAACUCCUCGCCGCUGGUCAGAUACGGCGGUUCCUAAACAACCACCCAGCCGAUCCCAUCCCCACCUACCUUGUUGCCGAAGAAAUCGCGGAAAUACACGGAGAGCAUGGAUGGUGUCUCAUAGGAAAAUGCGGUCUGGCGCGCAUCUCGUCCAAGUUCACUCGUCUAUCCUCGACGGGUACAGAUGAAAGGCUGGAUGACCCACCGCGAAGACAGAUCCAAGCCCUAUGUGACCACAUUAGGGAUGUGCACUUUCAACAACUACCAUUUACAUGUCACCUCUGUCCAGUAUCGUUUAGAGGCGAAGGUGAACUCGACAGACACUUGCGAACUCAUCCGCUCGGCGACUUUGAGUGCACAGUCUGCGGCGAGAUCCUCUAUAGCAACGAAUUGCGACGGCGGCACCGUUCAAAGCAUACAAAGCAAAACAAAUUCCUUCGUCUUCUCACCAAAGUAAUCCCCCUCAGAUAA
Molecule: messenger RNA, 1053 nt
Organism: Serendipita indica DSM 11827
Lineage: Eukaryota; Fungi; Basidiomycota; Agaricomycetes; Sebacinales; Serendipitaceae
Source: the annotation of a GenBank genome assembly